GCAGCUGCAGGCACCGUUGCCAGUGCCCGUAGCAGGGCCGGUGUUCCCGAUGGCGCUCGCUCCGCGCUGCUCCCGCACGCUUGAGGACUCGGCUGAGGAGCCGCCGGACGGAGGUUGCUGCCGAGCGGCGGCCGCAGCCGGGGAAGCACCGCGCUCGCUCGGCCUGCAGCCCCUGGGCCGUGCGAGGGUCGCGCACAGCGGCAGACCGCGCCGUUCUGCUGCUGACCUCUUCAUGCGCCUUCCCAGCGGGGUUGAAAUAAAGGUUAGCCCUGGCUUUUUGGGUAAGCGUGUUUCGUCGUGUAAAAGCCUCCCUGAUAUCCCGCGCGACUGCGUAGCUGCGGGGACAAAAACACAUCGCUUCAGCAUCCGUGCUUCUAAUCCCCAGGAAAUCCACCUUGCUUUUCUGAAAUGGCUCGAGCAGAAUGUAGAUGCUGAAGGAUUGGUAGAAUCCAGGAAAGUGUCUCUCAAAUUUGUUUCAUCUUGUGAAUCAAAAAUGGAGGUAACUCCAUCUCUCAUGUCAGUCAUCACUCAGAUGGGAAGCUUCUCAUCAGAACAUUUCAGCCUGAAGACGUAUCAACAGAACCUGCAGACAAAAAAACUUGGAAAGAUCCUUCUAUUCACUGAAGUUACCACCACAACAAUGAAUCUUCUAGAUGGGUUAAUGUACAAGUUGCCUGAGGAGAUGGGUUUAAUAGCAAUUGCUGUUAGACAAACACAAGGGAAAGGUCGUGGUGGAAACGUUUGGCUCAGUCCCGUGGGCUGUGCACUGUCCACUUUACACAUGACCAUUCCUCUCUAUUCCAACCUGGGCCAGAGAAUCCCUUUCAUUCAGCAUCUAGUGUCCUUGGCAGUGGUGGAAGCAGUUAGAUCAAUACCAGGAUACGAGGGUAUUGAACUGCGAGUGAAAUGGCCCAAUGAUAUUUACUACAGCGAUCUCAUGAAGCUCGGUGGAGUGCUGGUGAACUCUACGCUUAUUGAAACAACGUUUCAUAUACUUAUUGGCUUUGGAUUUAAUGUGAAUAACAGCAACCCCACCAUAUGCAUCAAUGAUCUCAUCAGGAAAUACAAUAAGGAAGAGGGGACACAACUGAAGCCUUUAACUGCAGACUGUCUCAUUGCAAGAACUGUAACUGUGCUAGAGAGGCUGAUAGAUAUUUUUCAGGAGAAAGGGCCCAAUGGAGUUCUUCACCAUUACUACAAGUACUGGGUACACAGCGGGAAGCAAGUCCGCCUGCGCGGCGAGGAGGGCCCGCUGGCCUGGAUCGUGGGCAUCGACGACUGCGGCUUCCUGCAGGUGCACGAGGAAGGCAAAGGCAUCGAGUCCGUGCACCCCGACGGCAACUCCUUCGACAUGCUGAGAAACCUCAUAGUCCCAAAGCACUAG
Tinamus guttatus (white-throated tinamou) is the source of this 1384-nucleotide messenger RNA. The record is from RefSeq and is a predicted model, not a curated record. NCBI's taxonomy places the organism in Eukaryota, Metazoa, Chordata, Aves, Tinamiformes, Tinamidae.